AUGUCUCCCAUAUUUGUGCUGUGCGUGGUGGCGUUGGGGCUGGUGCUAUGGGCCACCCGGUUCCACAAACAACGCUAUAUACCCGGGGUGCCUAUCGUCGGAGGCCCAGGAAAGAUUAGAGAGAACCGGAAAUUGUUCGUCACAGAGGGCAUGGCUAUACUGCGGCGAGGCUACGAAGAGAACAAAGAUCGCCUGUUUUAUGUCCCGACGCCAAUUGGCGAGCGGCUGAUCCUCCCAAGCCGCUAUCUCGAGGAGCUGAAGGCGGCCGAUAUGCGCCAGGUGGAUUUUCAAGCCACCUUUCUGGAGAUGUUCGAAGGCUCAUAUACUACUCUGGGGACACACUCGCGAUUGUUACCUCAGGUUGUGCGGGCGCAGCUCAACCAGCAUCUCGGUGAGGAAAUCAAACCCCUGCGACAAACGACAGACACAGCUAAUCCACCGUUGACACCAGCCAAUGUCCUCCCCCAGAUCCAAGCUGAGAUUCGGGAGUCGCUGACUGAAGUGCUCCCUCCGUGCGAAGACUGGACGGAGAUUAACGUCACGGACGUCAUGGCCGUCAUCAUUGCCCGUGUGUCCAGUCGAAUGUUUGGCGGAACAAGGCUUAGCCGCAACGAAGGAUGGAUCCAGGCCUCUCUCCGUUUCGCACAUGAUGGCUUUCAGGCGGCCACUAAACUUAAGAAAUGGCCCGGUCUUUUGAAGCCAAUCGGCCAGUACUUUGUCCCGGAGAUCACCUCUAUCAGGAAUACCUACCGCGUGGCGGAGAAUGCCAUCGUACCACUUCUUGAGGAGCGAGACAGGGGAUGUCAAAAGAAAGAUGCCCAUGACCUAGUGGGUUGGAUGUACGCUCAGGCGGAAGGCGCGGAGAAGAGCAAGAAGUUCAUCGCCGGCACUCUACUAAAGGUGAGUUUCGCAGCCUAUCACACCAGCGCCGCGGCUCCUACUCAGUUAUUAUUCGACCUGGCCGCCCGCCCAGAGUAUAUUCCUGCCUUGAGGGAGGAAUUUUACGCGGCAGACCGGGAUGCGGUGGGCAACGUUUCCGUCAAGGGGUUUGCAAGUAUGAUGAAGAUGGAUAGCAUCAUGAAAGAAAGCCAGCGCUUCAACCCGCUACUCCUUCUCACCUUCGAACGGAUUAUAAAGCAGGACUUUCGUCUCUCAGACGGCACGGUCAUCCCAGCAAACACGUGGGUCGGCAGCCCUGCUCAGGCCAUCGCCAUGGACGCAGACCUAUACCCAAACCCAGACACAUUCGAUGGCUUCCGCUUCGCCAAGUCGACGACAACGGGAGCCCACGAGGCCGGCCGCAGGAUGCCCGCAAUCGUCAAGGGGAAGCCUCACUACACGUCUGCUCACCCGGGGUCGAUGGCGUUCGGGUACGGCCAGCACGCCUGUCCCGGCCGCUUCUUUGCUAUGAUGGAGAUCAAAGCCAUCACCGGGGAAAUCCUGAAACGGUAUGAGCUGAAGCUCCCGGGGGGAGCACGUCCGGCGAGCGUCACGUUCGAGACACAACAUCUACCGAAUCCCGACGGGAGAGUGCUGUUUAGAGCCAGAAGGGAAUCGCAAGUUAUUUAG
This is a messenger RNA of Aspergillus melleus, 1569 nucleotides long. RefSeq names its product cytochrome P450. Gene Ontology annotation, molecular function: iron ion binding; monooxygenase activity; oxidoreductase activity, acting on paired donors, with incorporation or reduction of molecular oxygen. The record is from RefSeq and is a predicted model, not a curated record. The coding region runs from base 1 to 1569 and encodes 522 amino acids. The transcript is spliced from 5 exons. NCBI's taxonomy places the organism in Eukaryota, Fungi, Ascomycota, Eurotiomycetes, Eurotiales, Aspergillaceae.